CGGGGAGGCGGGGGAGGUGUUUUCCAGCUUUAAAAAGGCAGGAGGCAGAGCGCGGCCCUGCGUCAGAGCGACACUCAGAGGACUCCGAACUCGCCGGCACAGUCACCGCGCCGGGUCGGGCGGCCGGGCGCGGGCACCGGGGCGCGGGAGCACACCGCCGAGCCCCCGCCACCCCGCCACCCCGCCACGCAGCUCGGGCCCCAGGGCCGCGGCUCGGCCCGCCACGCGCGCACACGCCCCCCAAUGACAUUUGUCCGGGGCGGGCGGCGCUGAGCCGGGGGAGAGGUCCCUGCCUUCCCGGGAGACCCGGCCGGGGCGGCGGCGCCGAGCGCCUCCCGCUCCUCCUCCCGCUCCUCCUGCUCCCCGCCGCCGCCGCCGCCGCCGCCGCCGCCGCCGCCGCGUGGAUGCCAAGUACCAGUUUUCCAGUCCCUUCCAAGUUUCCACUCGGGCCUCCGGCUGCAGUCUGCGGGAGCGGAGAAACUUUGGGGCCCGCGCCGCCCUCCGGCGGCACCAUGAAGUCGGCGGAGGAAGAGCACUACAGUUAUGCACCCCCCAGCAUCGGCACCGCUCUGCCUCCCGGCCCGGCUCACCCCUCGCUGCCGGCUCUGUGCCACGACCUGCAGAGUGCCGCCCCGGGCAUGCCGGGCGCUGCGGCCGGCCAGCCCCCGGGCUACGGGGGGCCUGUGGACGGCGGGCCCUCCGGCUACCUCCUGUCCUCCAGCCACAUCCGGCCCAACGGAGCCCCCGCCCUGGAGAGCCCCCGCAUCGAGAUCACCUCGUACAUGGGACUGCACCACGGCAACAACCAGUUCUUCCACGAUGUGGAGGUGGGAGACGUCAUUCCCAGCUCCAAGCGGCCCCCCUCGACGGCCACCCUGAAUCUGCCCAACCUGGAGGCCUACCGGGACCCCUCGUGCCUGAGCCCGGCCAGCAGCCUGUCUUCCCGCAGCUGCAACUCUGAGGCCUCGUCCUACGAGUCCAACUUUUCGUACCCCUACGCGUCCCCGCAGACGUCCCCGUGGCAGUCGCCCUGCGUGUCCCCCAAGACCACAGACCCCGAGGAGGGCUUCCCCCGCGGCCUGGGCGCCUGCGGCCUGCUGGGGUCCCCCAGACACUCGCCCUCCACUUCGCCCCGCACGAGCGUCACGGAAGAGAGCUGGCUGGGGGCCCGCACGUCCCGGCCGUCGUCCCCCUGCAACAAGAGGAAGUACGGCCUCAACGGCCGGCAGCUCUCCUGCUCCCCGCACCACUCGCCCACGCCGUCCCCGCGCAGCUCGCCGCGGGUCAGCGUCACCGACGACACCUGGCUGGGCAACAGCACGCAGUACACCAGCUCCGCCAUCGUGGCCGCCAUCAACGCCCUGAGCACCGACAGCACCCUGGAGCUGGGCGACGGCGUCCCCGUGAAGGCGCGCAAGACCGCCCUGGACCGCUGUCCCUCGGUGGCGCUCAAGGUGGAGCCGGCCGGCGAGGACCUGGGGGCCACGCCGCCCACGUCUGAGUUCCUGCCCGAGGAGGUCCCCCCCUUCCAGCACAUCCGGAAGGGCGCCUUCUGCGACCAGUACCUGUCGGUGCCGCAGCACCCCUACCAGUGGGCCAGGCCCAGGUCCCCGACAUCCUACGCCAGCCCGUCCCUCCCCGCCCUGGACUGGCAGGUGCCCUCGCGCUCGGGGCCCUACGAGCUGCGGAUCGAGGUGCAGCCCAAGCCUCACCACAGAGCCCACUACGAGACGGAGGGGAGCCGCGGGGCUGUGAAGGCGUCGGCCGGAGGACACCCCAGCGUGCAGCUACACGGCUACUUGGAGAACGAGCCGCUCACGCUACAGCUGUUCAUCGGGACCGCUGACGACCGCCUGCUGAGACCCCACGCCUUCUACCAGGUGCAUCGGAUCACGGGCAAGACCGUGUCCACCACCAGUCACGAGGCCAUCCUGUCCAACACCAAAGUCCUGGAGAUCCCGCUGCUGCCGGAGAACAACAUGAGAGCCAUCGUGGACUGCGCCGGGAUCCUGAAGCUCAGAAACUCGGACAUCGAGCUGCGCAAAGGGGAGACAGACAUCGGGAGAAAGAACACCAGGGUGAGGCUGGUCUUCCGGGUCCACAUCCCGCAGCCCAACGGCCGGACGCUGUCCCUGCAAGUGGCCUCGAACCCCAUCGAGUGCUCCCAGCGGUCGGCCCAGGAGCUGCCCCUCGUGGAGAAGCAGAGCGCGGCCAGCUGCCCCGUCCUCGGCGGGAAGAAGAUGGUCCUGUCCGGCCAUAACUUUCUGCAAGACUCCAAGGUCAUUUUCGUGGAGAAAGCACCAGACGGUCACCACAUCUGGGAGGCCGAGGCAAAGACGGACAGAGGCCUGUGCAAGCCGAAUUCGUUGGUGGUCGAGAUACCGCCUUUCCGCAAUCCGAGAAUAACGAGCCCCGUCCAAGUCAGUUUCUACGUCUGCAACGGGAAGAGGAAGAGGAGCCAGUAUCAGCACUUGACCUACCUUCCUGCGAACGCUCCAACCAUAAAAACAGAGCCCGCCGACGACCACGAGCCUGCCCUGACCUGUGGGCCAGGGGGCCAGGGCCUGAGCCCGCUCCCGCAGCCGCGCUUCAGCCAGCAGCUCGUGGUGCCACCCGACCCGGGCUCCUGCCUGGUGGCCGGCUUCCCGCCCUGUCCGCAGAGAAGCGCCGUGGUGUCGCCGCCACCCGGCACCGGCCAGGAGCUCCACGACCCGUCUUCCGCUGCCUACGGCAAGGGCACGGCCAGCCAGGGCCACGGCCACCUUGGACUUCAGCGGCCGGCCGGAGGGGUGCUCGCCGUUCGGGAGACGCCGAGGCCUGUGGGCGUGCACCCCGGGCCCCCCCAGCAGCCGCCCCCCGCCCUGCUGCAACCACAGUCCUGCAGCCCUACCCGCCCAUCCGAGAUGGGCCGCCAGCAGCACCGACUGCCGAAGGCUCCGAGGAGCGAGUCUGCAGCCCCCCGGCCCCCGCCGCUGCCCGAGGUGCGUGAGGACAGUAGUCAUAGUCUGGCUCCCUUUCCCGUAACGGUCAAGCGAGAGCCUCAGGAGCUGGACCAGCUGUACCUGGACGACGGAGCGUGUAACGAAAAAGCCAAGAACGGGGUUUCUGUCCAGUCGCCAGGAGUCUGGGGCACUUGCGGCACGUAAACGUCGCUGCCAGGGUGGCUCACGCUUGGGACCGCCCCUCGCGUGUGACCUGCUCUGUCUGCAGAGCGACGCCCUGGAACCUGGGAGGAUUAACGCGUUACAGAUUUCCGUUUGUCUUAAAGAAUAACGUAAGCGUAAGAGAACUGGCCUGAAAACGAAUCCCAACUUUUUCUUUUCUUUUUUUUUUUUUAGAAUUUGUUUUUCAGUUGUCUCUACUCUCGGGUUUUGUUUCAAAAGUACUUGGCCUGUAAAAGUAUUCGGCCCUUCAGUUAUUAUUUGUUCUUCGGUGCGACAGUAUCCGUAGGAUUUAAGCUCUCGAUUUAGACUUCUCCAUCAUGGCAGAAUCACAGGCAUAUGUUUUUAAGAGAUCCGUGUUAUGGGCCUUGUGCUAUUUCAGAUGUAGAUUUUUUUAAAUCGGCUGUAGAAGCGAGCCAGGAGCCCUUUCUGGGGUACGACCCUGUGAGUUCCCCGUGUGCAGAAGGCAGCUGUGUGGCCGUGCGCCCCCUGUGGUAACGGGUUGUCCGUGGCUUACGCAAAAAUGUGAGCAGCUCACACACGCGCACGUGUAACUGUCCGUGUGUCACGGCCUUUGGAAAGGUACCCUACGCGUUUCUGGAGCACACGGCAUUCACCGCGUGUUAUGUGAACAGGACCCACACAAGAACGGCUUUUGCAGAAACGGGCACCUCCUUUGAGCUUUGCUGCUGACGCGCUUGCUCCCGAGGCGUUGGUGUGUCUGCGCCUUCGCCCCCGUUGUCACCCCGCCCGCCCUGCAGCCUCAGCCACAAUCGGCCCUUUCAGUCCCCGCCAGCAGCGCUCAGCCUUCCAGAAGUCUCCAUGUCAUUAAAACAACAAGCAGGUGGACCAGGCGGCCAGGAUCGUGUCUGCCCGAGUCUGGGCUGUGAGUCCCCUGCUCUGCUCCCCCCUCUUCCCUCAGCCCAAGCUGCUCUGGGAGAGAACAGAAUCUUUCCUCAUGGAAAGUUUUACUGACCUGGCUUGGCACCCAAGGCUGGGGCCUCCCCCAUUCCAUUCGUGAUGGAAAGAGUCUGUAUCACGGUGAUCAAACACGCGAGUCGUUAACGCUGUGGACGGCGGCUACUGCGUGAUGGGUAGAAGAAUGAAUUUAGCCACGCAAAUGAUUCAUUAGAGUCAGUCCUUCAUGCACGUGGAUGUGCACCUCGGAGUCUCGAGGCGUAAAAAUUACGCCCCACGCCACUGGAGACAGGGUCUGCUGUUGGUGGGUUGCAGGCUCUGAGAAUGGGUUCUCUGGAGACCCCGCAGAGGGCUCUCCCAGCGCAGAAGUGAGUCCCCCAGGCCUGGCCUGAAGCUGCUGACCCAAGAAGCAGAGCCUCUAACUGGUCACUUCCAGGUACCGGAGCGCCUCAAAGGGCCGUGGCAGGCUUUUCCGACCCGCGCGCGCUCCUCGCGGGGCCCUCGGUCCGUGUGUGCACGGAGCUGUGCGUCAAGGGACGGUGCGCCUCGUGGAGGUCAGAUACGCAGACGUUGGUGUAAAUAUUUUAGCCUUUGUCCAGAUAAACCGGCAACUAGCAGAGACCGUUGGUCAGUGUGACGAGGGUCUCUCAAGUGGACGUGGCCAGCGCCCCAGCCCCGCGUUUCCACUGUCUCAGAAGGUGUGCGCUUCCCCUUGGGAACCUGCUGCCGCCGACCCUCAGGGCAGCGGUGGUCAGGAGGCCGGGCCUCCACGAAGGAAGAGGGGAAAGAGAGCGGGGGGUCCGGGAGGCCUGCUGAGGAAGGCCCUCUAGAAGUAGCGUGCAGACGCGGACCGGCACCCAGCCCGUAAUCCGUCGGGCCGUGACGUCAGAGCAUCUGCUCCUUCCGACGUGCCGCGGGGCCAGGCGGGCAAGGGGCCCUUCAGUGCGUGGGACGUGGGAGCUUCGGUGUCGGUGAGGUUCCGGGCACUUUCCUCCAUUCUUACCUGGUAUAGACGUUACCUAGAAGCACGGAGUGCUUUGAGUUAUCUUGUUUCCGAUGACGAUACCGUUCUAGAGUCUGCCUGCUUUCUGUGUACUCGGAGGGGGAUCCGUGGGAUUGCCGUCAGUGAUGUUUCCGCCUCUCCUCGCCGUCACGGGCCUUAGCUCGUUUCCCUCUUAGCGUUAACUUGAGGUGAAGAGAUAGAGUUGGAGAAGGAAAGCAAAGGGAAGAGCCCAAGACCGCCAUGGAGCUCAGCAGCCUUCCAUCUACUUACGGCAGGAGCGCAGAGGACCCGCCAGCUGAUGCCCAGAUGUGACUGCGCUUGUGGGCAGCGUGGGACGUGCUCGUGGUGCCUUUGUCCUUUGUCACGGGCGAGCUCUGAGUAGCCGCAGAGUGUGCGUGGACGAGCAUUUCAUGACUGCCAUGCUGGUUCUCUCUGACUUCCUCCUGCAGAGAGCAGGGCACCUUUCUGAGAGUUCUUUAAAUGGCUUUGUCUCUGCCACAGAUCGGGUUGUACGACUCGGGCCUGGGCUCCGUGCCUUUUCUUUCUCUGAGGCUCGCGGCGCUUUCCUACUUGAGAACGAGCGCUCUUUACAGAUACCUUCAGAUCCGUGAGCCUGCGAAUAGCACGCCACUGUGCCGCGUCACCGGAGCGUGAAGCUGUAAGGCAAAGCAUUUAAGAGCAUAAUAGCCACAUUCAAAAAGCACGGUUGGUGAUCGACCAUCAGGGCCUGGCGUCUCUUUGGGGAGAGUGGUGACCAGGGCAGCGGAGGGCUCUGUCUACAUCUGUCGGACAACUGUGUUUUUGUAAGAGCAGCCAGACUCUUCUGUAACUCAGGCCGGGCGCUGGGCUCUCCUGCCCCUGGAGCUGCAGGCAAAGAGACGGCUAGGCACGGACGCUUUUAAGCGAUCUUCCUGACAGAGAAGUGUAUUCUUACCUACGGAUCCCUAAGGAACACCGAGUCACUGGCUCACGGGUGUCCGUCACGUUCAGGCAGAGAAGAACACGGAUGCUUGGAAUUGUAGCAACAUUCUUCCCGUCGGAACUGAGAAAGUCGUUCCCGACCGAGCUGACGCAUCAUUGUCAACAGAGAACCCAUGUGCCAGUAACAGCACGGCCUUUGGCGCUUUUCAGACUGACUGUUUGCAUACGUUCUCUCAGUUCACGUCUUCAGCCUUGUAACAGACCCGUGGCCGGAAGUGCCAGUGUUGGCCACACUCGGCAGGGAAGACGGGGCUCGCAGACGGGUUGGUUAAUGUGCUCACGACACACUGAACAAGUGACAGGCCAGGAGCACCACGGGGAUCUGCCAGCUGUGGCGUAAGUGCAGCCUCUUUACCAGGGUCGGCUCUGUUAUGAGUAUCUCCGCCCACUAGACGUGUGACAUUUAAAGCGUCCUGCUUAAAAGUCUGGCUUGCAAGCGUGAGUGGGCCUUGCAAACCCAGGAGGACCGUGGUGUGUCUUCAUCGGAGAACCUCUGGUUCUCGCCGGAGGCACCUUUUGAGAGCUCAGAAAGGAUGCCGAGACAGACAGGACUUGCAGAGUGUUGGAGAGAGGGCCUCGUGCAGUCAGCACUCCCAAAGAAAGCAACAAAAAUACUGACAGAACUACCAAAUCAAUCAUUUCACAAUCUGGAAGUUCACCGAAGAGGCGGAACAAACUGAAAAGCAUUUACUCGAGAAAAAACAGACCCACGAAGAAGAGUGGGUCUGUGAUGGUGUAAGCGGGGGCUACUCCCAUCCCGCCUUCCCCAGCUCCUUGGAGCAUAGCUGUGGAAAGACGGCAGCUUCACAGACCGUGAAGGACGUUGGCCUCUGUGGGGCUCGGUGAACACCCUGCCCCGGAGCGCAAACAGUGUCUCGACUGGUGGUGAAGCUCCCCGGAAGGGUCGUCUUCCCGGGCCAUGAUGGAAAACACGGACGGCUAGACUCACGCUUGCGGGAGACUGCCCAGGCUGGGAUCUCAACCGGGGCCAGCGGGAGACCGGCCACACUAGGUGACCGCAGCGGGGUUAACAAGCCCCGACAUAUUCCCGGGGACCGGGAGACCGCACGUGUGCACACAGACGCGCACAUGCUCAGGAAAGACCCGGGGAAAGAAAGGACCGGGUCGUUCGCCGCAGGCUGGCCUGGAGACCCUGUGCGGAAGCAAAGUGGAUGCUGAGGCUGACUUGGGGAUUGCCUGCAGUUCGAUCUCAUCAACAGAAGGUGGAGACGUAAGGCAUUUAAAGAAACCUCCCGACUGACCAUUAACCCUGCUAACCUGAGGGUGACCCUUGGGAAGCCAGGCUUCAAGAUAAAAACAUGGUUUUCAAAGAGGAAUAGAGAACUUAGUAGCCACACAUUACAGAGGAUACAGGAUCCACAGAAUCCGUCCAGAAAAGUCAUCAAAUACACAGCAGCAAGGGAAGGGGGAAAUAAAGAGCAAACCCUAUUGGCGGAGGAGUCUGUUUCCAAAGUUCCUCCAAUACGUUAUCUGUAAUGCCCAGUUUUCAACUAAAACAUUACGAAACCUGGAAAGAAACUUGAAAAUAUGUCCCAUACAGACGGGGAAGAAACAAUGCACCAGACUAGACAGUGUCCCUGAGAGGGCUCAGCUGUUGGACUUAGCAGCAAGGGCUUUAAGUCAGCGGCUGGAGAUCUGUUCAAAGAACUAAAGGAAACUAUGUUUAAAUAAUUAAAGGAAAGUAUGACAACAGUGUCUCAGCAAAUAGAGAUUAUCCAUAACAAGAUUAAAAGUUUUUUCAAGAACCAAGUAGACAUUCUCGCCUUGCAGAGUACGAUAACUGAAACGAAAAGUUCAUUAGAGAGGCUCAGAGGCAGAUUGGGAUUGGCGGAGAAAAAGAGUCAACGAACUUGAAGAAAUGUCUAUAGAUUAUCCAGUCUGAGGAAUAGAAAGAAAAAAGGAAAAUGAAUGUGUGGGAAACCAUAAAACAUGUAAAUAGGCAUACUGAGAAUCAAGAAAGACGGGAGAGAGAAAGAAAGGGGUAGGAAAAAUAUAUGAAGAGAUAAUGGCCCAAAUCUCCCCAGAUUUGAUGAAAAACAUUGUACAUAUCCAAAAACAAAACAAAAAAUCAACAAAUUCCGAGUAGAAUAAAUCCAGAGAAAUACAGCUAAGCCCAUUAUAAUCAGACUGUCGAAAGUCAAAGGGAAAGACACAAUCCUGAAACCAACAGGAGAGAAACAAGUCCCCAGGGACACGGAGUCCUCAACAAGAGUAGUGGCUGACUUCUCACUAGCAAUCGCAGAGGUCACAGAGGAAAAGACCAUUGACCAAGAAGUCAAUAGCUAGCAGAUCUAGCUUUAAAAAUGAAGGAGAAAUGGGGCGCCCGGGUGGCUCAGUCGG
Felis catus (domestic cat) is the source of this 8424-nucleotide messenger RNA. It is a transcript of the gene NFATC1, whose product is annotated as nuclear factor of activated T cells 1. Lineage: Eukaryota; Metazoa; Chordata; Mammalia; Carnivora; Felidae. Gene Ontology annotation, cellular component: transcription regulator complex. The record is from RefSeq and is a predicted model, not a curated record. Gene Ontology annotation, molecular function: transcription factor binding; RNA polymerase II cis-regulatory region sequence-specific DNA binding; DNA-binding transcription factor activity, RNA polymerase II-specific. Bases 405 to 3146 code for a protein of 913 amino acids. The transcript is spliced from 11 exons. Gene Ontology annotation, biological process: calcineurin-NFAT signaling cascade; regulation of transcription by RNA polymerase II; cytokine production.